UGCGUCAAUUUAACACAUAACUGCAAUAGCAUAACGCUUCCGAAUCUGAUAGCUCAUUGUUAGUAACUUGUUUUUUUGCAAUUUGUGUUUAUUUUAAUGGCUGCAAUGACUUUCUGAUAAGGUGAGAGCCGUACUGACGCUGAUAACAACAAUUUGAACACCUUUAUACAAUAAUAUUGAGUUGCAUCUAAAAUGGCAGCAAGUGGAAAUGGUACAGCUGGCAAUGUGCCCGGCGAGGAGCAUGUUGCAGUACAACAUCUGCAGCCGCAGUCAAAAAUCUAUGAUCGUUUGGUGAGCUUGGGAGCUUUUUACAAGCAACAAUAUGGUACCGAACCAGAGUUCUAUGUGCGUGUGCCGGGACGCGUUAAUCUGAUUGGCGAGCAUGUGGACUAUUGCGGCUAUUCGGUGCUGCCCAUGGCAGUGGAGCAGAGCAUCAUUUUAGCUAUAGGCGCUAAUCCGGAGCAAACACAGUUGCAGUUACGUCACCUCGACGGGAAAAAAUUUCAGACCUUUGAUUGCGAUCUAAAUGCCCUUGAAAUCAAGCUGCCCAAAGUAGGAGGACCUGCCUGGUAUAAUUACUUUAUAUGCGGUGUGAAGGGCAUACAGGAAGAACUGGGCGCUAAAUGGCGUGAAACAGGCAUACGCGUUGCUCUGAGCGGCAAUGUUCCACUGGCCGCAGGACUCUCCAGUUCAAGUGCUUUAGUUAGCGCUGCUGUGCUGGCCACAGCGCAUGUGCAGAGCAUGUCGCUCGAUCGCAAGUUGCUGGCUUCGAUUUCGGCCAGCUGCGAGCAGUACAUAGGCACUCACAGCGGCGGCAUGGAUCAGGCGAUAGCCUAUUUAGCCAAAAAAGGAUAUGCGCAGCAUAUUGAAUUCCAUCCCAAGCUCAAUGCCACUCCUGUUAUGCUGCCCGCUGGCUGUUGCUUUGUGGUGGCCAAUAGCUGUGUGCAUAAAAACAAGGCUGCCUCCUCGGACUACAAUGAGCGUGUUGUGGAGUGUCGUCUGGCCACGCGCUGGCUGGCCAAGUCACAGAAGUUGCCCAACUGGCAGGACUUUAUGCGAUUCAAAGAUCUUGAGGAAGAGUGUCAGCUGGAUAAUGCUGCAUAUGAGCAGCUUGUACUGCAGCAGCUCAAGCAAUCGCUUUAUACACGUGAUGAUAUAUGCGAGGCGCUGGGCAUAACCGAGCAGCAACUGGAAACGGACUUUCUAACGCCCAGCACACAGCAUAUGCAGCAGUUUAAGCUGCGUCAGCGUGCGUUGCAUGUCAUUCAAGAGUCUGGUCGCGUGCUCAAGUUCCGUCAAAUCUGUGAGCAGCUGCAGCGCCGACCCAGCAAGGAGGAUGUAAAACAACUGGGCAAGCUUAUGCAACAGUCGCAUCAUAGUCUACGUGAGCUUUACGAAUGCUCACACCCGGACUUGGAGCGUCUAGUAGCGCUGUCCACGAAGCAAGGCGUCAGCGCACGUGUCACAGGCGCUGGCUGGGGUGGUUGCAUUGUGGCCAUGUGCGAGUCCAUGGAGGCUGCUGAGGAAUAUGUCAAAGUGCUUGAAGCGUGAUUACUUACGCUGAAUUGCCUGAGCAUCUGUGGGAAUACUAUGCGACCAAUGACUUCAAUGAAGCUGUCUUUGCCACUGUUCCCCAGCAAUGGCGCUGAAUUGUUUAUACAAUAAUUAUAAGCGCUCUUUAUAUAAACUGUAGAUAGCUUAGUCGCGCUUGCCUCACAAUUGUAAUGCACAGAAGGUCUUAAAUUUUAUAAACAUUUAUAUUAACAACUUAAAAA
This is a messenger RNA of Drosophila busckii, 1775 nucleotides long. RefSeq names its product N-acetylgalactosamine kinase (gene Galk). The coding region runs from base 193 to 1551 and encodes 452 amino acids. Gene Ontology annotation, molecular function: ATP binding; galactokinase activity. Lineage: Eukaryota; Metazoa; Arthropoda; Insecta; Diptera; Drosophilidae. The record is from RefSeq and is a predicted model, not a curated record. Gene Ontology annotation, cellular component: cytoplasm; cytosol. The transcript is spliced from 6 exons. Gene Ontology annotation, biological process: galactose metabolic process; carbohydrate phosphorylation.